Messenger RNA from Centrocercus urophasianus (Greater sage-grouse), 10926 nucleotides. It is a transcript of the gene PHIP, whose product is annotated as pleckstrin homology domain interacting protein. Gene Ontology annotation, biological process: regulation of transcription by RNA polymerase II; cytoskeleton organization; regulation of cell shape. Gene Ontology annotation, cellular component: nucleus. The coding region runs from base 23 to 5329 and encodes 1768 amino acids. Gene Ontology annotation, molecular function: protein binding. The record is from RefSeq and is a predicted model, not a curated record. The transcript has 37 exons. NCBI's taxonomy places the organism in Eukaryota, Metazoa, Chordata, Aves, Galliformes, Phasianidae.
GUCCAAUUCUGCCGCAUCCUUUAUGCGCCCGUCCAAGUGUGCGGUCAGUCGGGUGAAAUACUACCGACACUUGGCACCCGAUCACUUGCUUCAAAUAUGUCAUCGACUCGGACCGCUUCUAGAGCAAGAAAUCCCCCAGAGCGUCCCUGGAGUGCAGACGUUAUUGGGAGCUGGCAGACAGUCGUUGCUUCGUACGAACAAAAGUUGCAAACACGUUGUGUGGAAGGGGUCUGCUCUUGCUGCGUUACAUUGCGGGAGGCCUCCGGAGUCACCUGUGAACUAUGGCAGUCCACCUAGUAUAGUGGAUACCCUAUUCUCAAGAAAACUGAAUGGAAAAUACAGACUUGAACGCCUUGUUCCAACUGCAGUCUACCAACAUAUGAAGAUGCAUAAACGAAUUUUAGGACACUUAUCUUCUGUAUACUGUGUAACUUUUGAUCGGACUGGAAGGCGAAUAUUUACUGGAUCAGAUGAUUGCCUUGUAAAAAUCUGGGCAACAGAUGAUGGCAGGUUGUUGGCUACCCUGAGAGGGCAUGCAGCUGAAAUAUCUGAUAUGGCGGUGAACUACGAGAACACCAUGAUAGCUGCUGGAAGCUGUGAUAAAAUGAUCCGAGUUUGGUGCCUUCGAACUUGUGCACCCUUAGCAGUUCUGCAGGGCCACAGUGCAUCUAUAACAUCAUUGCAGUUCUCUCCACUAUGCAGUGGCUCAAAGAGAUACUUAUCUUCAACCGGGGCAGAUGGAACAAUAUGCUUUUGGCUGUGGGAUGCUGGCACCCUUAAAAUAAAUCCGAGGCCAACAAAGUUUACGGAACGCCCUCGGCCCGGAGUCCAAAUGAUCUGCUCUUCUUUUAGCGCUGGUGGAAUGUUUUUGGCUACUGGGAGUACAGAUCACAUCAUUAGGGUUUAUUUCUUUGGAUCAGGUCAGCCAGAGAAGAUAUCAGAGUUGGAGUUUCAUACUGACAAAGUUGACAGCAUUCAGUUUUCUAAUAGUAGUAGCAGAUUUGUGAGUGGAAGCCGUGAUGGAACAGCACGAAUCUGGCAAUUUAAGCGAAGGGAAUGGAAAAGCAUUUUGUUAGAUAUGGCUACUCGCCCAUCAGGACAAACUCUACAAGGUGUAGAAGAUAAAAUUACAAAACUGAAAGUGACCAUGGUGGCGUGGGACCGCCAUGACAAUUCUGUUAUAACUGCUGUCAAUAACAUGACACUGAAAGUUUGGAAUUCUUUCACUGGCCAACUCAUUCAUAUUCUCAUGGGCCAUGAAGAUGAAGUGUUUGUACUUGAACCUCAUCCAUUUGAUCCAAGAGUUCUCUUCUCUGCUGGACAUGACGGGAAUGUCAUAGUUUGGGAUUUGGCCAGAGGGGUCAAAAUCCGGUCUUACUUCAACAUGAUUGAAGGACAAGGACAUGGUGCAGUUUUUGACUGCAAGUGCUCUCCUGAUGGGCAGCAUUUUGCAUGUACUGAUUCUCACGGUCACCUUCUGAUUUUUGGCUUUGGUUCCAGUAGCAAAUAUGACAAGAUAGCAGAUCAGAUGUUCUUUCAUAGUGAUUAUCGGCCCCUUAUCCGUGAUGCCAACAACUUUGUCCUGGAUGAACAAACACAGCAGGCUCCACACCUUAUGCCUCCCCCAUUUUUGGUUGAUGUGGAUGGCAACCCGCAUCCUGCAAGGUAUCAAAGGCUGGUUCCUGGUCGUGAAAACUGCAGGGAGGAACAGCUUAUUCCUCAGAUGGGAGUGACAUCUUCAGGAUUGAAUCAAGUCCUUAGCCAACAAGCAAACCAAGAAGUUAGCCCACUGGAUAGCAUGAUUCAAAGACUUCAGCAAGAGCAAGAUCAGAGGCGUUCUGGGGAGGCAGGAACUAGUACUACCAGCCGGAUAAACAGAGCAUCUGUAAGUUCUACCUCUGAAGUUCAUUCACCACCAAAUAUAGGGUUAAGACGUAGUGGGCAAAUUGAAGGUGUGCGUCAGAUGCAUAGUAAUGCACCCAGAAGUGAAAUAGCAACGGAGCGGGACCUUGUGGCUUGGAGCCGGAGGGUUGUGGUGCCUGAACUGUCUUCUGGUGUGGCCAGUAGGCAGGAAGAAUGGAGAACAGCGAAGGGAGAAGAAGAAGUAAGGGUCUAUCGAUCAGAAGAGAAAAGAAAGCACGUAAUGAGUCACAUUCAGAGAGAGAACAAAAUACCUACUUUCUCUAAGAACCAUUCUCAUGAUCAUUUACUAGACACCAGUGAAUCAAGAAAACAGCAAGCUAACCAGCACAACUACCGCACAAGAUACGCAGCAGAAGAACCUGCAAGGCCUGCUGAAGAGUUAGAAAAUGGACACUCUUCCUCAGAUGAAGGGGAAGUAGUUGUUGCCAGUGGUGGAACAUCAGAAGAUGAUGAAAGAGCAUGGCACAGUGAUGGCAGUUCUAGUGACUACUCUAGUGAUUACUCUGACUGGACAGCAGAUGCAGGAAUCAAUCUGCAGCCACCAAAGAAAAUCCCUAAACUUAAAACAAAAAAAGCAGAAAGCAGUUCAGAAGAUGAGGAAGGACCUGAAAAACAAAAGAAGCAAAUUAAAAAGGAAAGGAAGAAAGGGAGUGAAGAGAAAGAUGGACCAUCAACGUCACCAAAGAAGAGAAAACCCAAAGAGAGAAAACAGAAGAGGCUGGCUGUAGGAGUCCUGGCAGAAAAUGGUUUGACACUGGAAGAAUGGCUGCCUUCAGCAUGGAUUACAGAUACUGUUCCUCGUCGGUGCCCAUUUGUACCACAGAUGGGGGAUGAGGUCUACUAUUUCCGACAAGGUCAUGAAGCAUAUGUAGUAAUGGCUAAGAAGAACAAAAUAUAUAGUAUUAAUCCCAAAAAACAACCAUGGCAUAAAAUGGAAUUACGGGAGCAAGAAUUGAUGAAAAUAGUUGGGAUUAAGUAUGAAGUGGGAUUGCCUACUCUCUGCUGUCUUAAACUAGCUUUUCUUGACCCUGAUACGGGUAAACUAACUGGAGGAUCAUUCACCAUGAAGUACCAUGACAUGCCAGAUGUCAUAGACUUCCUAGUUUUGAGGCAGCAAUUUGAUGAUGCAAAACAUAGACGAUGGAAUAUAGGUGACCGCUUCAGAUCAGUGAUAGAUGAUGCCUGGUGGUUUGGAACAAUUGAAAGCCAGGAACCCCUUCAGCCCGAUUAUCCCGAUAGCUUAUUUCAGUGCUACAAUGUCUGCUGGGAUAAUGGAGAUACUGAGAAGAUGAGUCCUUGGGACAUGGAGCUGAUACCAACUAAUGCUGUAUUUCCAGAAGAACUGGGAACUAGUGUUCCUUUAACAGAUGAAGAGCGCAGAACACUGCUCUACAAACCUCUGGAUGGAGAGUGGGGCUCCAGGACACGAGACCAGGAGUGUGACAGAAUUAUUGCAGGCAUAAACCAACUCAUGACUCUAGAUAUCGCAUCUGCUUUUGUGGCCCCUGUGGAUCUUCAAGCUUACCCAAUGUAUUGCACUGUUGUGGCAUAUCCUACAGACCUGAGUACCAUUAAACAAAGACUGGAAAGCAGAUUUUACAGACGACUUUCUUCAUUAAUGUGGGAAGUCCGAUACAUAGAACAUAAUACUCGCACAUUUAAUGAACCUGGAAGUCCUAUUGUCAAGUCUGCCAAAUUUGUCACAGAUCUUCUGCUACACUUCAUAAAAGACCAGAGUUGCUAUGACAUAAUUCUAUUAUACAAUGCAAUGAAGAAGAAAGUGUUGUCUGACUCUGAUGAGGAAGAAGAGAAAGAUACAAAUGUGCCAGGAACUUCCACUAGAAAAAGAAAGGAUCAUCAGCCGAAGAGGCGGCUACGUAAUAGGGCCCAGUCAUAUGACAUUCAGUCAUGGAAGAAACAGUGCCAGGAGCUGCUGAAUCUCAUUUUUCAGUGUGAGGACUCUGAACCAUUUCGGCAGCCGGUGGAUCUCCUUGAAUAUCCAGAUUACAGAGAUAUUAUUGACACACCUAUGGAUUUUGCUACUGUUAGAGAAACACUGGAAGCUGGUAACUAUGAGUCACCAAUGGAGUUGUGUAAAGAUGUGAGACUAAUUUUCAGCAAUUCAAAGGCCUACACACCAAGUAAAAGAUCAAGGAUCUACAGCAUGAGUUUGCGCCUUUCUGCUUUUUUUGAAGAACAUAUAAGUUCUAUUUUAUCAGAUUAUAAGUCUGCCCUGCGCUUUCAUAAAAGAAAUACAAUAAAGAGACGAAGGAAAAAAAGAAGCAGAAGCAGCUCAGUUUCCAGCAGCGUUGCAUCGAGUCCUGAAAGGAAAAGGAGAUUAAUAAAACCUCAGCUGAAGGGAGAACCUUCUGCCUCCUCUUCAUCUUCUAUACCUGUGCGAUCAACAACACUGAGACAUGCUCCGCCUCAGAUGAAUGGAAAAGCAGCUGAAACCUCUUCUCUUGUAAGGACUAGAAGCAAUAGGGGGAUAACAGAUGUGGCUUCUACAGAGCAACCAUCUACAUCUUCGGGAGGAAAGCCUUUAACAAUAAAGCCUUUAAUUACAAAACCUAAUACUACUGCAGGGUCAGGAAAGUCAGUACUGGAGAAUUCAACCAAACAUUCCAAGAACCAGAAUAUUUUACCAGUCUCUAGCCAAUCUGAUAACAGUCAUAACACUAGGAAUAACUCUACAAAAGAAAAUCCUGAGAAAGAGAAGCCAAUCAAACGCAAAGUAAAAUCCUCUGCUGUUAAUCAACAAGCAGAUUGCAAGAAUAAUGCUUUGGCAUCAGGAAGCAUUCAGGUAAAUGGACACGGAGGGCAGCCUUCAAAGCCUCCAGUUAAAAGAGGCCCUGGACGGAAACCGAAGAUUGAGGCUAAUAACAGUACUUGUGAAGUGGUGCACAAGAAAAGAGGCAGAAAACCAAAAAAGCUACAAAUUGUUGAGCAGCAAAAGGUUGCAGAGCAGAAUACAGUCCAGACCACAAAGGAUGUACCAGAAGAAGCCUCUGCUUCUACUGCAUGCAAUUCGCUUUCUGAAAAUAAUAUGAAGGAAGACUUGGUACAAAAAAAAGGCCGUGGGGGUAGAAAGCCAAAAAGAAAGAUAAAGACACAUUCGUCAGGCUCGGACCUUUUAGUUCCUGCAAAUGUUAAAAUGCAAACAAGAAGCAGGAGGAAAAAGAUAGAUGAGCCUAUGGAAGAAGGGUCUGAGGAGCUUAAAGAUUCUGAACCUCACAUGAGAACUAGAAACCAGGGUAGGAGGACAGCCUUUUACAAUGAAGAUGACUCUGAGGAAGAGCAAAGGCAGCUAUUGUUUGAAGACACCUCCUUAACUUUUGGAACUUCUAGCAGAGGCAGAGUCCGAAAGUUGACUGAAAAAGCAAAAGCUAAUUUAAUUGGUUGGUAACUUUUACCAGGUGUUUUACUUCAGAAUGCUAUGAAGCAGGUACAGUUAAGGAACAGCAGAACAGACUUCUGCUUCCCUGCUGCUAUUAUGGGCUAGAAGAAUAUGUUCUGAUUUGGGAGAAAGAUCUAGCAAAAAAAACAAACUGAAAGAACGUUCUUUGAAAGAAAUAUAUAUUUUAAACUUUUGCUAUUUAUUGCCCUUCAAAUAGGUUAUGCAUUUCAACAGUCAUUUUGUUCAUAGUUGAGAAUAAUUAAAACAGUUUCCAGCUGACAUACAGAGUUGAGAACUAUUCCACUCGAGUGGUGUGUAGUACUCUACACAGUUAAAAAAGGUGACGGAACUUCUAAUGCCACAAACUGAAAACAGAAAUCUAUUUUUGACCAAGCAAAGUACACUCUGAUUGUAAAGUUAGGUUGCCUAGGAAGGCAGAUCUUCACAAAAAGUGGCAGUAAAUUCACUUGCAUUUCUAUUAAGUACGAAUACAAAAAUACCAAACUUUGCUAAUCUGAAAAUGCUUGAUUUCAGUAGUGUUGGAACAUUCAACUGCAAAAGAAGCCUACCACAGGCUGUUGGUUUAUCCAAGUUCUGCCAAACAUAGCAAAAAUGUAAUCACAAAUAUAUAUAUAUAUAUAUAUAUCCACAUUGGAAAAAGUUUGACUAAUGUCUAAUUUUUCAGACCUUGAUUCUUGUAUCAAUCACUAAAUCUCUGUUUAUUGUGCCAAAGACUGAGAAUCAGUGCAGUGGAAAGCCUUUUUUUUUCUUUUUGAGUGUCAGUACAGCAUACAACUUGCAGUGAAAAAGCUGUGUAUUGUUUUAAAUAGUAAGUUGUUAACAUUGUUCUGAACUGUAUCCUUUUUGGUACUUUUGGUAGAAAAUAAUGCACUGGUGGGGUCCUUUGACAGAGAUGUUUUAGACAAAAUGUACAAUUGGUUAAAGGAUUCAAGGAAAUUACAGGACAGGUAUGGAAUUACGAUGUUUACUUUCAGAUCCAGAUUGAUUGUUGUUUCUACAACUUGAGACGUGCUUAAGAGGCUAAAAUGACCUACAAAGAAGAGUGUAUGUGUAUAUAUUAAUAUAUACAUAAACACAUACGUAUAAAAUAUUUCCCAGGUAUAAAUUUUUUUCAGGAUUUUUUAGAUAGCACUAGAAUUGAAAAUAAAUUUUAAAAUGUCAUACUUUAUAGUUUAAUUUUAAGGGGAAGAUUGGUUAUUUUCAAUUAUUAAGGUUAAAAAGGCCAAAUCACUUUUUAUGCAAUCAUGUUUUAUACAGUGGUCUCAUUGCACAUUGCGUUUUUCUGCACUUUUUAUGGUAUAUCACGCUGACAUACGUCAAUAUUCACCCUAAAGAAAAAUUCCAUUUAAUGAUUGUGCCUUGUAUUCUAUUAUUUCUUGCAUCCUUAGUAAAAUUAAGUUGUCUAUUGUAAAUGAUAACUAUAUGACUUAGGGGAAUGUAUUGUUAUAUGUACUGCUAUGGAAAAGAAGAGCAGUUAUUUAUUUGUUUAUGGUACAUUUAGUUAUUUUAUACCUUUACAAACAAACUUUAAUACCAUUUUCUAUCACUUCAAAGCAAAUGUUGUCCAGUGUUAAGGAACAAAUACGGAAGUAGUCCUAUUUUCUGAAAUCUGGUAUGGUACAAAAAUGUAACCAAAUUUUUCUGACGAUGCAUUAUUUUGGACCUUUGGGUGGUGUGACAGAUUUCUGUGUGACCCUAACUUAGCUCAAGAAAUAAACCUGACGUGAAACCUCAAUUCCGUACACCCUUACUUUAUAAUGAUUCUUUUUAUUAGUAGUACUUUUCUUUAGCAAACAACAUUGACAGCAUCUGGAAGGGCAUACAGAAUUAAAACCUUUAAUUUUGCACGGAUUCUGUGUACGCAUUUGGGGCCUAAUUCCUCACUCUUUAUUUUCUGUUACAAGAAAGCAUCAAUAUUUGAGCAAAUACUGAUAUCUGGCACAAAGAGGAAUGGAAAUAUGCUGUUGUUGUAGGUGUCAAACUGGUAUCCAUCGUGCUUAGUUUAAUGUAAUUUCAUCAGUCAUUUUGUUACAAAAAAAAAAAAAGACUGUAAUAUUCUUCCAGAUCCUCUUUGAAUUGUUAUGAUUAUUAAUUUGGGGAACAGGGAUCAAUUUGCAUUUCAUUUGUUGUUCUAUAUCUAUUUUUUAAGAAACAUGUCUGUAUUAUUCAAUUAAAAUGGCAUCACUGAUCAUGUGGUAAGAUGAACUGUGGCUGUUCAGUUACAGCACAGCUUCAUAAUUCAGAGCUAAUUGCUUUCACCUGUUGAUUUUGUCAGUUCUCACUGAUGAAGGCAAUCAUUUGAAAACGUGUAAUUUCCUGAUGUUAUCUGCAUUGUAAUAUACGAGAUAGAUUAUAUCUAAAAUUCAACUUCUGUAUUUACUCCAUCUGUAAUAAUGUUUUAUAUGGCAUGUUUAUGUAUAUAUUUAUAUAUCAGAAAUACCCUGUAUGUAAGUUUUGGAGACUUAAAUAGUAUCUGUUCCCUUUAACACUAGGUAGAAAAUUAUCCAUCUUCACUUUAUGAGAAUAGAAGGCCUUAUCUGCAGAACAGGGCUGCUCGUCCCACCCAGUGACAGUGGUGACUUAGGCAAUAUUGUGAAAUUCAUAUUGGAUAAAUCAAUUGUUUUCAAAACUUCUAAAAUCAAUUGUGCAUCAGUUAGGUAACUUUGAACACACUCACACAUACACACAAUUAGAAGUUAAUAUCAGAUUUAAAAGGUUUAUUUUUAUCAUUUAGUUUCAAUAGGUUGCAAACUGCUUGAGACUUUAGUCACCAUCAGACUGCAUUUGGUUGGAAAAAUUGUGUUAUUUGAAGCUGUAUCAAGACAGAAAAGGAGCUUUAGAUGGCCAAGUUUUAAAUAUUUAAAUGUGAGCAAUAAACUGUUGAUCACUGUUCUGAUAAUGAAGAACUUGCAGCCGUGUGCACGUUCUGUAAUGCCAUCCCAAGUACCUAACAACUCAGAAAACAGAGUAUCAGAUUCCCAUGUGCUCGUUUCACAUCAGCAUUUGAAAUAUUACAUAGGUUUAUAGUCAUAUGUGGUCAAAUGAUCUUACAGACCUGGCAGCGAUUAACGCCCUUACAUUCGUUCCAUUCAUUUAUACUUACAUGAAUAUGAAGAUACUGUUCUGGUAUUUCUGCUCUAUGCUGGGGAACGUUCCGAUUGAUAUUGACCACUGAGUGGUAUCUUAAUAGCAGUGUGUUUUUUGACUGCGGAUGAGGAAGUAAUUUCUGUUUCUGUGAUACCAGUGUGCUUUAAAUGUUUAACAGAAAUCACUGUACUCGUGCCUACAUAUUUAACAACUCUUCUGCCACUUUGUUUUCUGUUGUUAACGUGUUAUCCAGGAACUGAACUUAAAUCUUACUGGUAUAUUGAUCAUUGAUGUCAGUAGUGACUGGAGUUCAUUGUCACUCAGCAAUGACAAUGGUACGACUCUACAGAAAAGUGUCUUCCUCCAGUGGUUGGACUGCCGUGUGAUAUAUUUGCAUAUGUUUCUUUGUACAGUGUCUGGUUUGUACGUGUGAUCAGUUUGUGGGUAGACUUGUAAGAUUGAGUUGGUUGAGUUGAAUAUUUCUAUGACUUAAUAUUUGUAAAACUAUUAAUUGAUAAAGGACCCUGAUGCAGCACGUAGGAUAUAUAAUAUCUAUUAAAAAAAAAUAAAUUGUAGUGUAGAGACAAAUUACUCACUGUAUUGCUGUACAAAUAUUUGAGUACCAAUUCUGAUUCUGUGCCAGAGGCUUUUGCCUUACCAAAUAGAAACAGAGACAAGACAUACAACAAAACAACAGUGUGUCUGUUUGGUAACUUUGAGCUUGUUAGAAUUUCUGCACCAUGUUGUUAAAUCUUUUGCUCACCUUUGUUGGACUGAGGUCUAAAGGUACAUGCUUUCAUGUGGAAUGUCAAUCUAGGCACACAUUAAGUGGUUGGCUGGUUCUAUAAAAGCAGUACACUUAAUUGGAGACCUUUCCCCCUGUGCUUAAACGCUGUGUGGGAGGUUGGAGGACUUCAAGCUCACUUUCAUCAACAUUUGCAUUUAAUUUGUGCGAAUCUUGCAGAGGUAAUUAUAGCCUACUGCUGGUCAGUUGAGAUACAGAUGUAUCAUAGCAAUUGCAUUGUGUCACAAGUCCUUACCUUAUUCUAAGGUAGUGUCUUUUGUCCACCACAGUUACUCAAAGGUUUCUGUUAUUUUUUUUUUUCGGCUGUAUGUUUAAAAAAAAAAAAAAAUUAGUGCAUCUCUGCAGCAGUGCUGUGAGGCUGUGGUGGUGGAGGGCUUUCAGACAUCACCUAGAGACAGCAAAAGCUCAUUUUCUGUUUACAGAUUCCUACAUGUUUUCUUUUUCUUCCCCAAAGUCAUUGUAACAGAUUGGUUUCCAAAAGACUUAGGCAUUCAACUGAUAGAAGGGCUGUUUGUUUUCUGCUGUAAAUUAUUGUAUAUAAAUGCUUGUUCGUAUGCAGAAUGCAGUGUAUCCAAUUCCAUAAGUUUGGCCGCAGCUGACAAUGUGUUUCCAAUAACAAAUCUGGUAAUGAUGGUUGAUGUGAUUUCCUAUUUUUGAGGCAGGAAUAGGCUUGUACACUUGCUACUGUGUCUGGGGGAAAUAGCAGGUAGCCUGGUGAACUACAGCUAACCACAAGGCACUGUGGCACUUGUGCUAAUUCUUAUGGGGGAAUUUGCCAUGUUAUUUUACAACCUGCUAGAGAAGGAAACGCCCCAAGAGGGCUGGUUUAAAAGGCUUCUUAAAUUGCAGAUCAAGGAGAUUAGUGCUGUUCCCACCAUUUAGCUUUUAGGGGUGAGGUAGUGAGACAAGUAGUCAUUUGAAUCCUUUUUAAUGCAGAUAAAUACAUCAGGAAAUUCACUUCAAAUGCGAAUUACACAUUUUAGAGAGGGAAGGUAGUAUUGUGCUAUCAAUUUCUAUCCCGAAAGAAGAACGAGGUCGUAAAAAUUAGGAGUAGAAAGAAAUCCAAGUACCUGGCGUGUACACGUGCCUGUGUGAUGUACAUGUACUGUUCUGUGCUUACAACUGCGUGCGUUGGUUUGAUGCAUUGAGACCAUACAGAAGUUACAUUUUUGGACCAUACUAAAACUGCAGAACUGGCAGACAACUGGAUAAUGAUCACAAGUGAAUUAAAUUCUGUCAUAAUGUUUAAAUAUGUAUAGAAUUGAGCUCAACUUUAAGGAAAUUACCGAGAAAGGUUAAUUUUGAAACUGACACAUUUUCAGAUUAAAAAAAUUACACUUAUUUUGUACAGAAUUAUGUAAAACACAUCUGUUGUAUGUAAUGAGUAACAGUUUUAAAAACUACAAUUCCGUAGCUUUAUCGAGGGGUUUGGUUGUGUUUUUCUUUUCCUUCCAGAACUCUGGAUUAUCAUGUUAUAACCUGAAGUAUCUCACCAGGAUAACAGUGCCCUUUCUUUUUGUACAUAAGGAUUGGAAAUUUCUUUACUGUUAUGUGGACACUUUCUAUGUUAGUUUUGAUGCAUAAUACUUUGAAUCCUUUUAUACAAACUAGAAUGUAUGUGUAAGAAUUACUGUCACUGCAAUGUAGUAACUACAAACUUAUUUUUAAAUAAAUAGAAAACAUGUUUUUCUAA